CAAAGUUAUGUGUUAUAUGGUUGUUAUCGUUACCACUAUCAUUUCUUUUUGUAAAAGUCAACUUAAAAGUCUCUUUUUCCAUCUCUGCUACUGGUGCACGUUAACUUUAAGUAAAAACUUUGGAAUGUGGACAAUACUUAGGUGACUUAGAACAGUUGAACUCCUUUCCAACGAUAGCCGUAUGGAGUGCUGUAAAGUUCGUAAUCCACAACAGUGAGAGCGAAGCGAAUAAUGAUAGUCUCUCCUACGCUUUCCUACCUCUUAUCACCGAUCCCGAGCACGUGGACAAGCAAGGGCUGUUCAGGAGUUUAUCUCAAUCCGAAAAGAAGUUUAUCACAGACGAAGCGCACUCACCUCUUUUUGCUGUGGUCAUGAGAAAAAUUGGGGUCCACAAACAACUUGAAUGUCAUGGGUUUGUAUGUCAAACUUCCGAAGAUGCCAUAGUGAUAGCAGCCACUCUGUACAAAGCACUCGUGGCUCACAUGAAAGCGAAAGAGAAGAGGCCAAAAAAUAAAAAUGGCGUCACUACUUGUAUGUCCGUCACUUCGAGUACUACUUACAACGAGCAAAGCAACUCGGUGCCGGUUAGACCUCCAAGAAAGAAGAAAAGUUCUACUUCUUCUGUACUUAGUGACAAUGACUUGAUCAGUCUAUCGGAUACUAAACCGCUACUAAAUUCUAAGCCUCCCAAAAAGAGAAGAGCCCCAAAGGCUCCGUCUCCGCCUAAAGAUAAUGAUCUCGAUGCCAUUUUACCUUACGAGGAACCCGUCAAGCCUCCUGAUAUAGAGAACGGAGAAAAUAUUAUUAAAGAAAAUCGGGGAGGCCAACAUCAAGAAAGGCAAAGUGAGGAAGUAUUGGAAAUAAAACCAAAAACCUUUACCGAUAAACUGUAUACAUGUAUGAGCAAAGAGCAAAAACAGUUGACUGCUGAAAUCAAGCAGAUCAUGAGCGAAGGAGGAGGAAAAUUGAAAAAAGUACAAAACGUGCGGAAAGGCGAACCGGAUACUAUAAGGAAGAAGGAAAAUUCCACUGGUGAUAUUUUAACGAAAGUUACGAUACCCAGAUCUGGAAGUUUCCUGAACGCCGGUGGAAUCACACGGUAUAAGAACAAAGGUUCUAGGGGCAACGAGCAGGCUAGCGGCGGUUCCCCUCUAGGCUUCAAAGAGAUUUUCAACGAACUAUCUCUUCAAGAAGGCCUACAUUCUCUCGACGAUAUUCUCAGCGUUAUCAUCGACCCGGAAGGAAUGUCUUUCAAUGAUCUCAAGCCUAUCUAUAAGGAGUUCCUCCUGAAACUCUCGCUCACUCUCACUAAAGACGAGCUGUACCAACACUCCAAGAACAUAAUGAAGAGGCAAAAAAAGAGAAUGGUACGAAGGAACAGCAUGGCAACUUCGAAGAAAAAUCAUCGUGUUCUGGUAGGUGAAAAGUUCCGGAGGCUCAGGCAUGUGUUCCAGAGGAACAUCAAAGGGAAGCUGGGAAAGAGGACAAGACAGAGUCAAGGACGAAGGAGCAGGGAGUUGCCUACUCCCGUGGAUGCUAAAUUGCCGGAAAGUUCAAUUUCGACGUCCUCGUACGAUACGAGGCAGUUCAAACCGAAAUCGGAAGUUAGUUCGGGCAAGAAAAAUAAUUACAGAAGGAAAAGCAGCGAUGCCACGAAAUACAGAAGAGACCGAACGAGCACCAGCGAAGAAAGCGACUUUUUCUCUGUGAAACGCAACCGCGGCAAAACCAAAAGCAUGUCCCUAGUGAACACCCAGAACCGAAACUCCUCCUCAGGUUUGUACCACAUUUGGCUGUUUAUGAGAAACAGCUAUCUAGAUUGAACAGGAAAUUAAC
Messenger RNA from Acanthoscelides obtectus, 1836 nucleotides. NCBI's taxonomy places the organism in Eukaryota, Metazoa, Arthropoda, Insecta, Coleoptera, Chrysomelidae. The record is from the annotation of a GenBank genome assembly.